UUAUAUUUUUAUAUACAUAUUUUUAAAGGCAGCAAAAUGGGUCUAAUGGCCAGCCAUCAGCUGAGCGUGGCAGAGCGUCAGCGGCAUCAGCUGGCCACUGGGAUGUCCAGCGAGCAGCUGCAGCAGCUGCAUAUGCGUUUCCAGGCGCUGGAUCGCCGGCAGCAGGGCUACCUGACGCCCACAGAGCUGCUGCGCAUACCGCAGCUGCUGGAGAAUCCCAUGUACCGCCAGAUUGUCGAUGGCUUCUUUGGAAACCGAGAGCGUCUGGACUUUGAGCAGUUUGUGGGCGUCUGUGCGAGAUUUAUGGUGGCGCAGUUUGAGUACGACGAUAAGCGGCAGGAGAAGCUGCGGCUGCUCAGCCACAUGUUCGAUACGAAGCGUGGGGGAGACUUGGAGCGCGAGGAUUUUAGACGCGCCAUGCGAUGUGUGGGCGUGGUCAGCGAGCAGGAGCUGCAGCUGCUGGAGCAGCAGGCAUUCGGACGUAGCGAGUACUUGACCUAUGCGGAGUUCGAGGCGCGCUUGGGGGGCGUGGAUGUGGAGCAGCGACUGGUGGUGCGCAAGUGGCUGGAGCAGGAUAAGCGAGAUGCUGGGCUGCUGCUUAAGGAUGCUGAGCCACAGCAUUGUGGGCGUGGCUCGUGAAUUGAUUCGUUUGCCGUUUUUAUUUUUUAAUAUGCCUUGCUGCUGAUUUAUUUAUGCAAUAAUUAAACUUUUCAAUGCAAAUUUCAAUACAUAUUUUACUAUUUUCCAUAAUAGUUAAACGUUCGUUUGUUAAGUUCUAUAGAUUUAAUUGUUUAAUACAUUUGUUUUGUUUGUUUAAUAUAUAUUUUGCUUGCGGUGUAAAAACUUGUUUAUAGCGAAAUUCGUGCUAAAAAAAAAAUAA
This is a messenger RNA of Drosophila busckii, 880 nucleotides long. RefSeq names its product calcineurin B homologous protein 2. Gene Ontology annotation, molecular function: calcium ion binding. The record is from RefSeq and is a predicted model, not a curated record. The coding region runs from base 37 to 639 and encodes 200 amino acids. NCBI's taxonomy places the organism in Eukaryota, Metazoa, Arthropoda, Insecta, Diptera, Drosophilidae. The transcript has a single exon.